AUGGUAGAAUUAAAUGGACUCUUGAUAUGUGUGCCUCUUUACGCUGCUGGAAUAUUGUUGGUAGGCGCUUCGAUCUCGGCUAGCAUCUUCGUGUUCCACGUGGGUGUGGUGCCUCUUAUAUUUAAGUACUCUAAAUCAUUCAGACGGAACCUGGUCUUCGCUAAUUUUGUACAAUGGCCGCUUCACUCCGACUACGAAGAGCCAAAAUCGUGUGGCAUCGAAGGCGCCCGCAAUCUGAGCAUCGAAUACCACUCUAAGGUUGACAAUUGCGAGAUUAAAAUAGGCAUAUGGCACAUAUUACCAAAGACGAUAUAUGAGAGGCUAAAAAACAAUUUCAACACCAAUACCGACAAGGAAGAACUAAAUAAAAUAAUGGACGAAGAAUUGAUCAAAUCUAAGACUCCAAUAAUACUCUAUUGUCACGGCAAUUCGAAUUCCCGCGCAGCCGUUCAUAGGAUAGAAUUGUAUAAAUUCCUACAGAAGAUGGAGUACCACACCAUCGCAUUUGACUACAGAGGCUAUGGUGACUCGACGAACAUAAAACCCAGCGAGCUUGGUGUUGUGGAAGAUUCGCUGGUGGUGUACGAAUGGCUUCAUGACACCUUAGGAAAGGAUCAUAAGCCACCUAUUUUCGUGUGGGGACAUUCCUUAGGUACAGGGAUAUCAUCCCACCUGAUGGGUAACUUAUCGGAGCUGUCCAUGACCUUGUUGGAAAGAAGCACUCCCCUGCCGCUACCGAACGGACUGAUACUUGAAGCGCCUUUUAAUAACUUGGCUGAUGAAGUCAGACAACAUCCCCUAUCUAGGUUGGUGACCUGGCUACCUUAUUAUGAAUACACCUUCGUGGCACCGUUUCUGUCGAAUGGCGAACAAACGUUCAAAUCGGACGAACAUUUGUGUAAGGCGAAGAAACUGCCUAUAUUGAUACUACAUGCUAAAGAUGAUAUGGUAGUGCCUUUUCUAGUGGGAGUUAAGCUAUACAAAACUAUUGUGCAAUCUCGGACUGAAACUGAUGCUAAAAUCAAACUCCAUGCUUUCGAAAAGAAGGAAAACUUAGGUCACAAGUAUAUUUGUCACUCGAGAGAACUAGACGUGGUUACAAGAGAAUUCAUCAUGGAAAAUGUAAAGAAGCCAGAGUGA
Molecule: messenger RNA, 1140 nt
Organism: Arctia plantaginis
Lineage: Eukaryota; Metazoa; Arthropoda; Insecta; Lepidoptera; Erebidae
Source: the annotation of a GenBank genome assembly